Molecule: messenger RNA, 633 nt
Organism: Centropristis striata (black sea bass)
Lineage: Eukaryota; Metazoa; Chordata; Actinopteri; Perciformes; Serranidae
Product: trace amine-associated receptor 13c-like
Exons: 4
Biological process (GO): G protein-coupled receptor signaling pathway
Cellular component (GO): membrane
Molecular function (GO): trace-amine receptor activity
Source: RefSeq, a predicted model, not a curated record
UCUGUGUAUAUCGUCCUGUACAUUGCAUUGUACUCCAUCUCUGCCCUAACUGAAGCCCUCAACCUGCUCAUCAUCAUCUCAGUCUCCCACUUCAGGCAGCUCCACACACCCACCAACAUCCUCCUCCUCUCUCUGGCUGUCUCAGAUUUUCUUGUGGGCCUCCUGCUGAUGCCAGCAGAUUGUGUCAGUUUAACUGAUAACAUUGGCACUCUCCUUGAUCUUGUUUUAAACUUUUUUGUUCCUAUUAUUACCAUCAUAGUUUUGUAUACUAGAGUAUUUGUUGUGGCUGUGUCUCAAGCUCGUGUCAUGCGCUCUUACGUUACAGCUGUCACAAAACAGAUUUCAGUGACUAAAACAGCAAAGAAAUCUGAGCUGAAAGCAGCCAGGACUCUUGGUGUUUUGGUAGUUGUGUUUCUAAUAUGUUUAACUCCAAGUUACUUUACAGUUUUAGUAGGGCUAAAUUUCACUAGUCAUUCAACUUCUAACUUUAUUCUGUAUCUGUACUUUUUUAACUCCUUUUUAAACCCUGUGAUUUAUGCCUUGUUUUAUCCCUGGUUCAGAAGAACAGUUAAACUCAUUGUUACUCUUCAGAUCCUGCAGCCUGGCUCCUGUGAGGCCAACAUACUGUAGAGA